AUGGUUGAUGCUGUGGUCAAUGUGUUUUUGGAAAGGCUACUGAACACUCUUGUAGAAGAAGGACGUGUGGUGAAUGAAUUCCGAGACCAAUUUGAGAGAUUACAGAAUGAGUUGCAAUUAAUGCAAUGCUUCCUCAAAGAUGCAGAUGAACAAAAGAGAAAGAACCAAACUCUUCUUGGGAUCAUGGCUAAUUUGCAUGAACUUAUUUAUGAAUCUGAAGAUAUACUAACAGACUGCCAACUUCAAUCAAUGGAGGAUAAUCAAUUUUCUAACGGCUACUUGAUUGUGAUGGAUGACGUAUGGAAUCUAGAUGGUAAUUGGUGGAGCAGAAUCUCUGAAGGGUUGCCCAAAGGUAAUGGAAGUAGUUUUAUCAUCACUACAAGACUUGUGAAAGUCUUAAGAAAGAUGCAAGUGAGUGAAGACAGGAUGCAUCAGCCUGAAAUCCUCAACAACUAUGAUAGCUGGUUGCUAUUUAGAAAGCUAGCAUUCGCAGCAAGUGGAGGUGAGUGCACAAAUCCUGAGCUAGAAAAGGUUGGUAAGGAGAUUGUACAGAAAUGUAACAAUCUUCCCUUAGCAAUCAAAGAGAUUGGACGAAUGUUGCUCUAUAAAUCACAUUAUCAUGAGUGGAAACGAAUUGCGGACAAUUUUCGAGAUGAAUUGGGACAAAAUGAUGACACUGUAAUGCCCUCAGUUCAAUUAAGUUAUGAUGAGCUCCCCUCAUACCUGAAGUCAUGCUUUUUGAGUUUCUCUCUUUAUCCAGAGGACUUUGUUAUAACAAAAGAGCAACUGGUACAUUGGUGGAUUGAAGAGGGUUUUGUACCUGUAAGAAGUGGAAGACUAUCAACUGAAGUUGGGAAGAUUGUUUCUCAGGUUUAA
Molecule: messenger RNA, 876 nt
Organism: Dovyalis caffra
Lineage: Eukaryota; Viridiplantae; Streptophyta; Magnoliopsida; Malpighiales; Salicaceae
Source: the annotation of a GenBank genome assembly